Messenger RNA from Knipowitschia caucasica, 1533 nucleotides. The record is from the annotation of a GenBank genome assembly. Lineage: Eukaryota; Metazoa; Chordata; Actinopteri; Gobiiformes; Gobiidae.
AUGCACAUCAUGGUCCGGCUGGUUCUGAUCGGUGUUGUUCAGAGAAGCUGCUGCAGCUCAGGAGACCUCAGGACGGUACCAAAGGAGACCUCAGGACAGGACCAAAGGAGACCUCAGGACAGGACCAAAGGAGACCUCAGGACAGGACCAAAGGAGACCUCAGGACAGGACCAAAGGAGACCUCAGGACAGGACCAAAGGAGACCUCGGGACAGGACCAAAGGAGACCUCAGGACAGGACCAAAGGAGACCUCAGGACGGGACCAAAGGAGACCUCAGGACAGGACCAAAGGAGACCUCAGGACAGGACCAAAGGAGACCUCAGGACAGGACCAAAGGAGACCUCAGGACGGGACCAAAGGAGACCUCAGGACAGGACCAAAGGAGACCUCAGGACAGGACCAAAGGAGACCUCAGGACAGGACCAAAGGAGACCUCAGGACGGGACCAAAGGAGACCUCAGGACAGGACCAAAGGAGACCUCAGGACGGGACCAAAGGAGACCUCAGGACGGGACCAAAGGAGACCUCAGGACGGGACCAAAGGAGACCUCAGGACAGGACCAAAGGAGACCUCAGGACAGGACCAAAGGAGACCUCAGGACAGGACCAAAGGAGACCUCAGGACAGGACCAAAGGAGACCUCAGGACGGGACCAAAGGAGACCUCAGGACAGGACCAAAGGAGACCUCAGGACAGGACCAAAGGAGACCUCAGGACAGGACCAAAGGAGACCUCAGGACAGGACCAAAAGAGAUAUUUACAAAGUGUAUAAAUAUGGAAAGGUUCUAUGCUUCAGUCCCGCCUCACGCCGCAGUGACAGUGUGACCAGUGUGACCAGUUCGAUCCUAACACGCCGCUCUGGGUUCGCAUCCCUCUUCUGUGCAUUGGCAGCCCUCAUAGCCCCUCCCCCUCUCUCUCCUCCCUCUCUCUCCUCCCCCUCCCUCUCUCUCCUCCCUCUCUCUCCUCUCCCUCUCUCUCCUCUCCCUCCCUCUCUCUCCUCCCCCUCCCUCUCUCUCCUCCCUCUCUCUCCUCCCCCUCCCUCUCUCUCCUCCCCCUCCCUCUCUCUCCUCCCUCUCUCUCCUCCCCCUCCCUCUCUCUCCUCCCUCUCUCUCCUCCCCCUCCCUCUCUCUCCUCCCUCUCUCUCCUCCCCCUCCCUCUCUCUCCUCCCUCUCUCUCCUCUCCCUCCCUCCUCCCCUCCCUCUCUCUCCUCUUCCUCCCCCUCUUCCUCUCGGCUUCUCUCACUCGUCUCAUUCCAGCAGAGGAUGUAUCGCGGCAGACUGAGUCCAGUUGAUAAUCUGGAUAAUCUGGAUAGUUCUGACCCGUCGUGUGCAGAGGAAAAGGGAGAUGAGAUCAGGGCAUUUGUGGAGACCCUGGAGCCUCCGUGUUGCUUCUCCUCAGCUGUAGAGGAGCAAGCGGCAAAGUUAAAGGCCGACAACAUCCGCUUGGCUUUGGAGAAGAUCAAAGAAGCUCAGGUUAAGAAGGUCAGUGUGACUGUGGUCAGCAACAGCUGGGGUCAGGAGCACUCAGCGUAA